AUCACCCCCCACCGGCCUUCCCCGGGGAGCACUCAGCGCCCCGCGGUCCGUGCAAUGUGGGCCCAGGGCAGGAGCUGCCUGGCGGCCGGCUUGCUGCAGAACAAGGUGGCCAUCGUCACCGGCGGGGGCACGGGCAUCGGGAAGGCCAUCGCGACCGAGCUCCUGCAGCUGGGUUGUAAUGUGGUCAUCUCAUCCCGUAAGUUUGAUGUAUUAAAAUCUACUGCAGACGAACUGAAGUCCACCCUGCCUCUCACCCACCAAUCUCAAGUCACUCCCAUAAAAUGCAACAUCCGUCAGGAAGAGGAGGUAAAUAAUUUGGUCAAAUCCACCUUAGAUAUUUAUGGGAAGAUCAAUUUCUUGGUAAACAAUGGAGGAGGCCAGUUCACGGCUCCUGCUGACCACAUCAGUGCGAAGGGAUGGCAUGCUGUGAUUGAAACCAACCUGACAGGCACCUUCUAUAUGUGCAAAGCAGUUUACAACUCUUGGAUGAGAGAGCAUGGAGGAUCCAUUGUCAAUAUCAUUAUUGUUACUAAAAAUGGAUUUCCGGGAUUUGCGCAUAGUGCAGCUGCCAGAGAUGGUGUUUACAACCUCAGCAAAACCUUGGCUUUGGAAUGGGCCAGCAGUGGAGUAAGAAUCAACUGUGUUGCCCCUGGAAUCAUUUAUUCCCAGACUGCUUAUGACAACUAUGGUGAUUUGGCCAAAGACUUAUUUUGGGGGUCCUAUCAGAAAAUCCCAGCUAAGAGAAUUGGAGUUCCUGAGGAGGUUUCCUCCUUGGUAUGCUUCCUGCUAUCUCCAGCAGCUUCCUUCGUCACCGGGCAGGUGGUGGACGUGGAUGGGGGCCAGGCUCUGUAUAAUCACAUGUUCCAUGUGCCAGAUCAUGACAACUGGCCGGAGGGAACAGGGGACCUUUCUGUUGUCAAAAGGAUGAAAGAGUCUUUAAAGCUUAAAUCCAAUCUCUAAACUAAAGAAAGAAGAAGAUGAUUUUUGUCCCAGAAUGCCUUAACAUCUUAAGAAUGCAUUUUUGUUCUUGAUAGGAGCAUGUAAUUUGUAUUGACAAAUCACUGUGUUUUUUGAAUGUUUUCAGUUUUGUCUAUGCAAAACUAUUCCUGAAAUAAAAGCAUUUUUAAGUCCCAACUAA
Molecule: messenger RNA, 1138 nt
Organism: Pipistrellus kuhlii (Kuhl's pipistrelle)
Lineage: Eukaryota; Metazoa; Chordata; Mammalia; Chiroptera; Vespertilionidae
Product: peroxisomal trans-2-enoyl-CoA reductase
Exons: 8
Coding region: 55-960 (301 amino acids)
Biological process (GO): phytol metabolic process
Cellular component (GO): peroxisome
Molecular function (GO): trans-2-enoyl-CoA reductase (NADPH) activity
Source: RefSeq, a predicted model, not a curated record